Callorhinchus milii (elephant shark) is the source of this 5119-nucleotide messenger RNA. It is a transcript of the gene numb, whose product is annotated as NUMB endocytic adaptor protein. The transcript is spliced from 12 exons. Gene Ontology annotation, molecular function: cadherin binding. The coding region runs from base 75 to 2051 and encodes 658 amino acids. The record is from RefSeq and is a predicted model, not a curated record. Lineage: Eukaryota; Metazoa; Chordata; Chondrichthyes; Chimaeriformes; Callorhinchidae.
CCUCCUCCUCUCCUCCUCCUCUCCCCCCUCGAGACUGGCGGUUGGUGGAUGAACGAGAAAGUGAGUGAUCAAAAAUGAAUAAGUUACGACAGAGCUUCAGACGCAAGAAAGACAUCUACGUUCCAGAAUCGAGCCGGCCACAUCAGUGGCAAACGGAUGAAGAAGCAGUCCGCAUUGGAAAGUGUAGUUUCCAGGUUAAGUAUUUGGGCCAUGUGGAGGUUGAGGAAUCUCGGGGGAUGCACAUCUGUGAGGAAGCUGUGAAGAGGCUGAAGUCUGAAAGGAAGUUCUUCAAAGCCCUGUUUGGAAAAGGAAGACCACGGAUGCGCAAGUGUUUGUAUAGGACUUCAUUCAGAGACGUGAUGAGCGGAAAGAAAGCAGUUAAGGCUGUCCUGUGGGUAUCGGCAGAUGGGCUACGAGUGGUGGAUGAGAAAACAAAGGAUCUUAUUGUUGAUCAGACAAUAGAGAAGGUGUCUUUCUGUGCUCCUGACCGAAACUUUGACAAGGCCUUCUCGUAUAUUUGCCGAGACGGUACUACCAGGCGCUGGAUCUGUCAUUGUUUCUUGGCAAUAAGAGAUUCGGGUGAGAGGUUAAGCCAUGCGGUGGGGUGUGCAUUUGCAGCAUGUUUGGAGCGGAAGCAAAAGCGAGAGAAAGAGUGCGGUGUCACAGCUACGUUUGACGCCAACCGCACCACGUUCACCAGGGAAGGUUCCUUUAGAGUAACCACAGCCACUGAACAGGCCGAGCGAGAGGCACUCAUGAAACAAAUGCAAGAUACCAAAAGAGCUGAAGCAGAAAGAGCUGUUGCCGUGGCCACCUCAGCCGCAUCACCUACACUUCCCUCGGCUUCGCCGUCUACCCCAUCCGCGACGGGAGACAGCAAGGAUUCUGGCAAUGUGCACGCGAUACCACGAAGGCAUGCACCCGUGGAGCAACUCGCCAGGCAAGGAUCGUUCCGAGGGUUCCCUGUGCUUAGUCAGGCCACCUCACCGUUCAAGAGGCAAAUGUCACUUCGAAUACAUGAGUUACCUUCAACAAUGCAAAGGAAGACGGAAUUUCAGAUUAAAAACACAGUGCCUGAAAUUGAAGGCGAUUCCGCAGCUGAUGUGGACAGCAUAAGUUCACUGUGCUCUCAAAUAACCCAUGCGUUCAGUGGACAUGUAGAGGAUCCAUUCUCUUCUGCUCCAAUGACAAAACCCUCCAUGGCUGUGGCUCCUCAAAUGCCGGUUCCUCAAGCCAAUGGAGCAGCUUCAGCCUUCUCACUGCCUACUGCAAUACCAGCUGUGACUGCCAUGUCUCCAACAGUAAUGCCAAUGCGUGAUACAAACCCUUGGGCUCAGAUCCCUUCAGCUACUAAUACAGGAGCUGCAACUACUGCAAGCACUGACUGGGGGAUGACUGCCAUUGCCCAAGCACCCACAUUUCAGCCCAGUCACCAACGAACACCAUCAGAAGCUGAGCGCUGGCUUGAUGAAAUAUCGAAGAGCAUUAGGUCGACUCAACAACCAAUGCCGCACUCUUCCAUGCCACAGGCUUCACAACCCUUCCAGGCCAAUGCUUUUGUCAAUGCUCAAGCUGCCCCAGUUAAUAUGCAACCUACAUUUAUUCCCACUCAACCAUACAUAGGGAUGCCCAAUGGUAUGUCCUACCAAGCAGCAAGUGUGCCUGUGGUUGGGAUUACCCCUUCACAGAUGGUUGCUAACGUCUUUGGCACUGCAGCCCAUACUCAGGUCACUCAAAUACAGAGCCACGUACCUUUAAAGCAAAAUGCAUUCCAUCAGUUUGAAGGCGGCAAUGUUUGCACUGCUGGAAAUGCAACCCCUUAUUUUAAAGCUGCCCAGCAGAUCAAUGGUUCUGCAGGUUUUAAUGGAGCAGAAAACAGUAACUGGACAAUGGAACCCAAGAACACUCAAACAACAUCAGAUGAACAGGAAAUCGAUCCAUUUGAGGCUCAGUGGAAUGCAUUGGAAUCCAAAUCGAAGCAACGGGCCACACCUUCUCCUACUAAUCCAUUCUCUAGUGAUUUACAGAAGACCUUUGAGAUUGAGCUUUGAGUUAUAAUUUGGAGGAGGAAAAGUUGAGAGUUCAGUGUUGACAUGGGCAUGAAGAGCUACAUAACAGCCUCUGAAAACCAUUGAACCUGAAACCAAGAUGGACUAAAAUAUCUGGAUCUGAGGCACACACCAAUUGUAAUGCAAGGAAACCAGGUUAAUUUAAUGGUACAAGUGUUAGGAGAUCAGCUGCUUGUUUUUAAAGUCUUUAUACCUACAAUUAUGUUGGUAUUUCUGUGGUGGAAUUGCAGGGCUUGGCUGCAGUUCUUGUGAUGGAGCUUCCAUUUUGGGUAAAAAUGAUGCCAAAAUCUUUAUUUUUAUGCAUUAGUAUAUAUUUUAAAUAGUUAUGGAAAUUAAGCUGUAAGUAAUCUUGCCAAAGGUAAAACACCAGAUGGAUGUAUGAAAUGUAUAUAGAGAAUGAUUUAUUGCUGAUUCUAAUGUAAGUAAUUUGGGAAAAUGUGACCUUUCAGCUGGACAUUGCAAUGGACUUUAAUUUGCUGUAAGUAGUGUUUUUGCUUUAUCAAAUGACCAAUUAUAAAACCAUUGUCAAUAUUCAGUAGUUAUUUUAACAACAGUGGCUUCACAAACUGUGAACAAUCCUGUAGUCUUUCUAUUGAGCUGGAUUUUUUUUGUUCUUUGGUGAAAUGUCUCUUUUGUUGCUCUUAUGACCUUCAAUGAGUUUUAAUACUAUUGUCAGGUUUAAUUGCUGUUUCUGUAAAAAUGGGGUUGCACAAUGCAGUUUGAGCUGAAUCAUUCUUGUUUGGUACUUGGCUUCCCAGCCUUGCUCGGUUUUCCAACCUAUUUUCAUUUGAUGGUUAGUAGAUGCUGUAAAUGCUGCUGCAUGAUGGCUCAUUCACGUCUUACUUCAGGAAUUCAGCAGCAUUUAGGUUUUAUUUUAAUUUGUGUGGGCCUACAAUCACUUGUAAUAAAGAAAUUUAUACUGAAGAUUUCUAAUCUUUAAUAGAAAUAAACAUUGAUAGAGGCUGAACAAAUUUAGACAAUAGCUUGAUUUUUAAUCGUUUGUUGCAGAUCACAGCUUUUAUAAUAUUGAUUUCCAAUGCAGUAUAAUGUUGAUCCAUACCAGCCUAACAUUUCUUCAACUUAUCUCAAGUAGGUAUUUUUAAUGGAUCUAUACCAUCUACUUGUGUUGCUUACUUACUGUAUUUUUAAACUUAAAAACUUAUCCUGGCCAGUUUGUCAUAUUUCUGAUAAUAGCAGCUUGUCGUGAAUCAGAGGGUAGAAAUACAACUUAAAACAAGGAGAAAAAUAGCUACAAAUGUUCUCAAAAGAUGCAAAAUGAGCAGUGCCUUUGGAAAUAGUGCAGAAUAAAUGACAAGUUGUGGAAGAACAUUGCAAAUACUAUUUGAAUGGGACACGGUUGAACAGGAUCUAGUAUAAAAUUGCAAUGAUUACAUGAAAAUGAAAUCUUACAGGAUUGAAAUAAUUGUAUUUAAUUUUUAACAUUAAUUUCAGUCAAGAUUGAAGUUGUGAUUAAUCCUCUGUGAUGGAUCUUGGCUGGUAAGACGAUGUGAUUUGUUCCUCUUUUAGCACAAACAAUUGCAUUAAUUUUUAACUACUUAUAAAGCUAAUGGUUCCUCUGCAGACUCGGAAAGCAACUAUCAUAAAAUGAAGCAUCUUCAUUUAUGGAUAUUCGCUUCAGGCACUAUGCAAAGAUUGUUUAAUUCCUUUCCAUAUUUUCAGAAUUCUGUGAACCAGUUAAUGGUAAUGUGUAGAGACCUUAUGGGCCAGACAGGACAGUCAAAUCUAAAUGAAGUUUGACCCAAAAGUCAGAUGUUAGUGACCAAAUCUCGAGAAGGCAAUGGGUAUGUGAUAAAGGUUGGUCUUUUAAGCGCUCUGAGACACUACCCUGCAUGGAGGGCACUAUAUAAGUGCAAGUUGUUGUUGUAAGGCUUGCUUGGAUGGCAGAAAUGACCAGUGAAACCAGGGAACAAUUUCCUCAACUAUGCCCUAAAUGUUUAGCUGUUUUCCAAUGCAAAUAUUUGGAAGAGUAUUCCUAAGGGGAGGAGUUUGUGCAGAAACAAUUCCUGGUAUAGGGGCUAAAUGUGCAUUCACCUUUUCCAACAUUGAGUUCUCUUGCUCUGAUUGAAGAUACAACGACUUACAUUUAUAUAGAGCCCCCACAUAGGGUAGUAAGGAAAAUACCAGAUGUAUUUCUUUCCUCCUUAGAGAGAGGAAGGAAAAUCAACACUGGACAAGUCAAUCCAUUCUUGGGCUGCCUAGUUGUGCUUAAUUUUAUUCUGUUUAUACAGCAAAUAGCAUGCACACUCAAGUGUUCAUGUGACUGAAAUAAUGUAAUGUUUUAAUGUCUCCACUGCUGCUGGACCAACAGUUGCAUUUCACUGCUUAAAACUUGUCAGUUUUUACCUGUUGUUGGAAAAAGCUAUGUUGGCUGCAAAAUGUACUUAAUGGGCAUAUUUUAUUAAUGUCAAGCUUAAAUUUUAAAUGAAUGCCUACAUUAAACACCAAUGAGCAAGACAGUAAUUCAUUAGAAUUAAUCUAAUCUGCUCUCUCUCUCCAAGUCACCAGGCAGACAAAUGUUUGACCAAAUACUAUUCUGUAUAUGUUUCAGCAGCAAAGAUGACAAUUAUUGAACUGUAGACGAAAGUAUGAUCUUACUUACCAACUUAGUGUAGAGAUAGAAUUUAGCAGGGAUGAUCUUAACUUUGUGUGAAGCUCUCCAUGAGGGAGAAGAGAAUUGGAAAUUGACAGAAUGUAUUCUGUAGGUGUCAGCUCCCCUCCAGUACCUCACUAGUGAGCAUUCAACUGAGGUGUCCAAACAUCCUGAUGCAGAAUUUGUGAGACAGUCAGGUAGGCUUGUCACUAUGUGAAACAAAAAUCACUUUGGCUCUCCACCCCAACUCCCCAUUGAAAUUGGGCAGUAGUGUUGAACUGAGUAACUGCUAAUUAUAAAUGCCACCAGCACUUUCCUAUGGUAUUGCUACAGCUUUAUCUGAUGAUGUAUUCUUAUAGCCUGCAGUUAUGUGAAAAGACAGCUGAUUCAAAACAAGAUGUUUUAAUUCAUUGAUUAAUCAGUACGUAAUAUACAUCUU